Messenger RNA from Canis lupus familiaris (dog), 2116 nucleotides. RefSeq lists its product as uncharacterized. The coding region runs from base 12 to 860 and encodes 282 amino acids. The transcript is spliced from 6 exons. NCBI's taxonomy places the organism in Eukaryota, Metazoa, Chordata, Mammalia, Carnivora, Canidae. The record is from RefSeq and is a predicted model, not a curated record.
CAGAUGAGGAAAUGGCCCAAAGUUUCUCAGCAAGUGGCUGUCGGAGCCACACUGGAUCCAGUCGGCCUCGGUCCAGGUUCUCAACACUGACUCCUGAGCUACUGGUCCAGGCUCCAGCCGUCACUCAGCAGAGCCACAGGUUAAAACCCCGACCCCUGCCCCAGCCCCAACGGAAAGGGCAGGAACCGGUCCAACCCAGCGCAGUGAAGACAGCCGUGUGGGCCGAGAGGCGCGCUCGGAGCGUGUACCUUUGCCGGCGUUUUCCGAGCGCAGCUUGGGGGCAGAAGGAUCCAUCCGGCCAGGGGGAGGGGCCGGGCAGCCUGGCGGCGUACCAAACGCGACCGGCGGCGGAGGAGGCGGAGGAGGCGGAGGGCGAGAAGACUGAGUCCAAUGCCGCUUCCUGCAGCACUGAGUACAUCGCCCCGGAAGCGCGGCGCCAGCGGGCGAGGGGGAGCACAGGUGGAGCCCGAGAGGCGGCGUCCAGGGCGGAGAGCGCUGUGAGGCUGCUAGGGCGGCGCUCACCUAGUCGUCUCGCGUUCCGCUGGGUGGGACAGCAAGCCAGCAAUUGGACCCCUCACCCUCCCUCUCAGACUCGGCCCUACAUCUACCUUCCCCGCGACUUUCAGCUCAGACGCAGAAUAUCCCGCGAGAUCAGCCUCCUGAACUGUCACCGGCAUCUCGCGAUAACACAAUCUCGGCUCACAUGGGCGGAGCCAUCUUCCUGCCAUCUUUACCGCGGGAAACCGGUAUCACAAUGUCUUCGACAGUUGCAAGUAUCGCGAAGCUUGAUCUCGCCCGCUUGCCUGGUGCGGGUUUUGAGGAGGCAGAGAGACCCUAAGUCACCUUCCGGCGUGCUCUAGCUGCGGUCUUCUAAGGGCUGACCUAUGGCUGGAGCCCGUCUCCGCGGUGGUGGCCCGCUGGCUGCUAUUGGGUGCUUCCUCCCCGGAGCGCGGUCCGGGGGGCGCCACCCCCACCCUCCCGAAGCCGGCGCUGCAGGACCCCCACGGGACGCUGGGUCAACUGUGCGCUCUCGGGGUCACACAAAAACACACGGUCCUAAAUCAGUUACGGCGAUUUGUGUGACGGGCUGUUUUUGUGAAAGCAUCGCCAGAACUGCACACACUACUCACGGAAUCCUUUCCUUGCCUUUCUACACAUUGCCUGGCGCAUGGCCACCUUCUUUCUGUCUUCAAAGCCAGAGUUGUCGCCUCUCUCUGAGCCUGACCUGAUCACAUCUUCCUCAGAUUGGAGCAGGGUAUAAACUUUGUCAUCCACUGUGUGUGAGAUGCUGGCCCUCACACAUGGUUGAGAGGUUAUGUCAUUUAACCUAAUUGCUUCAGCAUCUUCACCCAUGACAGCAAAGAGACAAAUGACAGUAAUCUACAUAAAAAAGUAUUGUAAGAAUUAAACAGGGAGCAGAUGUGAGUCUUUGGUGAGAGAAAGCCAGCAGAAACUUCAAGAUGACCCUAAUCAGGGAUCUGGAUAGCUGGAUGCCUAGGGGUAAAGUACUGACUGACCACAGGAAAGCAUCCUGGAAAAGAAAGAUGUUUAAGGAGAGCCUGUGCAAUUUCAUUGCAGAUGAACUCAGGACACCUGAGAAGCCCACAAGGGAAUACAUCAGAAAGAAAAAAAAAUAGUGCUAAUAUAAGAGAUAAUCGUUUAUUUUCUUGUUUCUAUGAAGAAUGUUUUUUUGUUUGCAGAUUCCAAUAAUCCAGAGAGUAGAAGAAAUUAUGCCAAAGAUUAAAGUAAAACUUGAAGAAUUGCCUUAAGUAUCUAAUUGUGGUUUUACAAAUCUUCCAUCUUGAUUUGCUAGAAGUUUAGACUCAAUCUUUUGCAAAAUGGUGAAAUAGGGACAGUCUGUAACAACUUUGUCUCCUUCCUUCCUUGUGGUUGCUCUUUCCCUCCCUUGUUGGUGUCCCUUCUGGUUACGUCCGACUGUGCAUCUCCAGAAUCUUCUCUGAUUCCUUCACCACAAUUACUCUGCUCUCUUAAAGAUGCACUAAAUGACUGGCUUGAUAAUCUGCCCUGCAAAGGAUUUGAAACCCUCUAUUUUUCUUUCAUGACACAGAUGCUUAUGGACUACUGGAGUUUUGUUUAAAAAUAUUAAAGCAUAUCU